Molecule: messenger RNA, 2117 nt
Organism: Colias croceus (clouded yellow)
Lineage: Eukaryota; Metazoa; Arthropoda; Insecta; Lepidoptera; Pieridae
Exons: 2
Coding region: 119-1660 (513 amino acids)
Biological process (GO): regulation of transcription by RNA polymerase II
Cellular component (GO): transcription regulator complex; nucleus
Source: RefSeq, a predicted model, not a curated record
AGUAAACAAUCAUUGUCAUAUUUUGUGAAUGGCCCUGUGGAUUGUUUAUAAAUAAUAAAUUUUUAAAAUUAUAAUUAAUUAUAUUCAAAACUACAUCAAAGAUAUCAAUUACGCAGCUAUGGAUGUCAAUAAUUCACACAAUCAAAGUUACUGGUUUGUUGUACGUGAAGACCAUAGCAAUGUCAUAUUCAGCAGUAACAAUUUUACAAUUCAAAACCCUCAAAUUGCAGGUCAAGAAACGAGAUUCAUAGUGGAUACAGGUGACAACCGACAAUUUAUGCAAGUUGAUAACAUUCCAGCUAUCCAAGAGGAACCUACUAAAGAUUCUUGCAAAGAAAUAAAUCCAACGAAAGAAACUGAUAACUUUUGGGACAGAAAUAAAGUUAAGCUACUGUUAUCACUAUGCCGUGAAAAUGGCUACAAUUUUACUAUGGACAAAUUUGAUUUAAAUGAAAUUGCAAUAUUAGUUGGAACUACACCUGAAGAAUGUGAUAAAAAGAUCCGUAAUUUACGUCGAACAUACAUCAGAUUAAUGAAGAAGAAAUUAAUGGGAAAGGAUAUAAAAUGGGUACAUUUCAACAUCUGUGAAGAUUUAUUCAAAGAUUGCAAAUUGUUGAACCCAGCUUUGGAACCUUGGGAGGAUGGGAAGGUCAGACAACUACUGACACUGUACAUAGAAAAUAUUAACAAAUUCCGGGAUCCUAAUUUCUUACAAAAAGAAGUAUGGAAAGAUAUAGCUUCACAGUUAAAUACUAGUGAAUAUAAUUGCUAUCACAAAUUCAAAAACUUAAAAAGAACAUAUUUCAAUUGGCUCGAAAGGAGCAGAGAAACAGGAAAACUAAUCAAGUGGCCCUAUCAUCAUUAUUUUGAAAGAAUAUAUUAUAAUUACAACCCAGAUCUUGGCCCAUGGGAUAGAAAUAAAAUAAGACAACUUAUAAAUGCAUAUUCAGAAAUUGCACACAUGUUUAGGAAUCCUAAGUAUCAAAAGAAAGAACUGUGGAGGGAAAUCUCUAGAAAAGUUGGCGAGAGUCCCAGUAAUUGUGACAGGAAGUUUAGAAAUUUAAAACAAACCUACAUAAGGCUAAAGAUGAAAGUUGAAACUGGCCGUUCAAUAACCAAAUGGAGAUAUUAUAAAGACUUUUCAACUAUAUUUGAAAAUGAAACUUAUUCAGCUAUGAAUGAUGGUCUAGAAAUUGUUUACAAAUCUGCUGAACAAGAUUAUAUAACCCAGUUGUUAAAUUUCUACAUUGACAAUAAAGAAAAAUUUAGGGACCCACUUGUGAAGAAGAAACAUUUAUGGAGAUUAAUUGGACCUAAAAUUGGUUUAUCUCCUGAAGAGUGUGAUAAAAAGUUUAGAAAUUUAAAACAGACUUAUAUCAGACUGGCAGAAAGAAAAAGUUUAAAUGGAAGAAACAAUGGAUGGCCAUAUUAUUCAUAUUUUGAAAGAAUCUACGAUGAACCAAGGGCAUUUGGCAAGGAAUGUAAUCACAGUUGUAAUGUAGAUAAUGUAACUCUUAAAAAAAUCAGAAGCAUAGUUAAGGAUGCUUAUGAAGUAAAAGAUAAUGAUAAAUUUGAGAGGCUUGUGAAAGUAGUAGAAGAGGCAAAUGAUAUACAGAGAGAAAGAAAUAAAAUACUUCAAGCUUUAUUGAAUAGGAAAUGAAGUAUUGCGAAAAUAUGCUUGUGUUAGAUUUCAGCAGUACCUAUGUUAAGUCUUAGAGGUGGGACUAGAAUAUUUUGCAAUUUUACUGCUCAAAUUUUGGCUAGAAAAGCAGUUUGAUUGGUAUAAUUUGGGAGUUCAGUUUGUAAAGCUGGCUAAGUAGGAUUGAAAUUAAUUGAUCUGAUGUACUCUUCUGUAGUUAGUUCAUUGAUUAAUUAUUAUUGAAAGUAAAACUAUGAGAGCUGGAUAUUGAAAGCUAAAAUUUCUUUUAUUUCAUGUGCCCCCUUAGGGCACAACAUAUUUAAAAAUAAUGUUAACUAUAAUUUUAUAACAUGAAAUAAUUUUCUUGGCUAAAAUGAGGAUAAUGUAUAAAGAUAAAGAUCACAUUCACAUACAUAUUAUCAUUUAUCGACUACUAGCUUUCCACCCGCAUCUUCGUCCGCGCAGUCAAAGAAAAACC